CGUAUCAGCUUUUCGUAAUCAGUUGGAAAGAGUAUUAUGUAAUCAGUUGGAAAGAGUAUUAUCGUACGGAUUUUUCUAAAUUUAAUACUCACGUUUAUUCUCAGUGUUCUUUUAAGUGAAGAGUCGGUUUCUUUUAUUUCAAAAUUUAAAAUUAAUUUAUUUCUAGCAUUUAUAUUCAGAUUUUUGUUGUGACUGAGUGGCAGCAUCCUCAUGAUUUUAGGAUUCAUAGUUUCGUCUGCUAUCGCUUGUUUUGAUUUUUUUGCAGGAUCCCUUGUGUAUCUGCAUGGUUUUGUGAUAGGAAAAAUAUGUCGAAGUACGGCUCUGUUACAUGGCAAGACUGUCAUAAUUACUGGAGGGAAUACUGGCAUAGGAAAACAGACUGCUCUUGACCUUGCAAGGAGGGGUGCUAAGGUUAUAAUUGCCUGCCGAGAUUUAGAGAAAGGGAAAAGAGCAGAAGAGUACAUUAAUGACCAAGUUCCAAAUGCCAAGGUUCUCAUCAAGUCCUUGGAUCUUGCCUCUUUCAAGUCCAUUCGAAGAUUCGCUUCUGAAAUUCUACAGAGUGAGCCAAAGAUUAAUAUCCUCAUCAACAAUGCUGGUGUUGCUGCCUGCCCUAAGUGGCUCACUGAAGAUGGCUACGAAAUGCAAUUUGGUACCAACCACCUUGGUCAUUUUUUGCUCACAACUCUACUCUUGGACCGCAUUAAAGCUUCAGCCCCAGCAAGGAUAGUGAAUGUUUCAUCUUUAGCUCAUAUUUUUGGAAACAUUAACUUUAAAGAUAUAAAUCUGGAUCGAGGAUAUCAACCCCUUCUGGCCUACUGUCGAAGCAAGCUCGCCAAUAUACUUUUUACCAAGGAACUGGCAAACAGAUUAAAAGGAACUGGAGUGACAACAUAUUGCCUGCAUCCGGGAGCUGUCCAUACUGAGCUUGGUCGCCACAUGGGGACGUCCUUUAGCAACAUUAUGGGACGUAUCUACCAUGUUUUCAGUCGUGCAUUUUUUAAAAGUGCUUACAAAGGUGCUCAGACCACCAUUUUCUGUGCUGUAGACGAAUCAUUGGCCAAUGAAAGUGGUUAUUACUACAGCAACUGCAGUAAAGUGGCACCAUCCAGAAGAGCUAGAGAUGCAGAAAUGGCGAAAAAACUGUGGGAGCUUAGUGAGAGUUUUGUCAAGACUGAAUAGAAAAAGAAACACCAUUCAUGUAAAUUAUAUUUUAUAAGCCAAAGACAUCACAUUUACAAUAAAGAUUUUUCUA
Uloborus diversus is the source of this 1252-nucleotide messenger RNA. RefSeq names its product retinol dehydrogenase 13-like. The record is from RefSeq and is a predicted model, not a curated record. The transcript is spliced from 7 exons. Bases 211 to 1179 code for a protein of 322 amino acids. Lineage: Eukaryota; Metazoa; Arthropoda; Arachnida; Araneae; Uloboridae.